UAUUUGACUUGGUAUCACUGCCGCACGAACACUUGCGCGUGUGGCACCGCGCUGUCUGAAUCAGGAAGUUGAAAAUGUGCAGAAUGCUGCGUCUCCUCUCAUUGAGCUCUUUUUAUUUAUUUACGCUGUCUCCGGCCGCGAGCACCUGAACGUGUGGCCCGUGUUCUCUGUGCGGAGGCUGUCACCGUCGUGUUGUUCUGUCACCGUCACGGUUCUCGGCUUUUUUUUUUCUCCGCCUGGACCUUUGCUGACACAACCCCGCUGCUAGCAUAGACAGCUAGCCCGCUAGCUGCCCUGACUCACCUCACACCGGCCGCUUGUUGACUUGGCGCACGGCAUGCGAACCACACUGUCUUUGGAGCAAAGGAAAUCCAGACACAAGUUACACUAAUGCUGAUGAUUAGCCCCAGAAUGGCUUCAGGAAUGCAAGAGAAACAGUACACACCCAGUCUGCUUAGUUUUUUCAUUUAUAACCCAACAUUUGGACCACGAGAAGGAGAGGAGGAGAAGAAGAUUUUGUUUUACCACCCCAGUGAUGUUGAAAAGAAUGAGAAGAUCCGAAAUGUGGGUCUUUGUGAAGCCAUUGUACAGUUCACCAGAACCUUUUGUCCGACAAAACCGGCUAAAUCCCUGCACACACAGAAGAACCGGCAGUUUUUCUUCGAGCCAGAGGACAAUUUCUGGAUAGUCAUGGUGGUUCGAAACCCCAUGAUUGAGAAACCAAACAAAGAUGGUAAACCUCCCACGGUAGAAUAUCAGGAAGAGGAAAUACUUGAUACUGUUUAUGGUGCAGUUGUAAGACAAUGCUACAGUAUGUACAAGCUCUUCAAUGGUACGUUUGUCAGAGCAAUGGAAGCCGGAGGAGUGGAGCUGCUCAUACAGAAGCUGGAAAAGUUCUUCUACAGGUAUCUGCAGACUCUCCACUUGCAGUCCUGCGACCUCCUAGAUGUAUUCGGAGGCAUCAGCUUCUUCCCACUGGAUAAGAUGACCUACCUGAAGAUCCAGUCCUUUGUCAACAGAGUGGAGGAGAGCCUCAGCCUGAUCAAAUACACAGCCUUCCUGUAUAAUGACCAGCUUAUCUGGAGCGGAUUGGAACAAGACGAUAUGCGGAUCCUGUACAAGUACCUGACCACCUCGCUGUUCCCCAGACACUCUGAACCAGAGUUGGCUGGCAGGGACUCUCCUCUGAGGCCAGAGGUUGCAGGGAAUUUAUUGCACUACGGAAGGUUUUUGACAGGACCCACCAACCUUAAAGAUCCAGAGGCCAAAUUCAGAUUCCCCAAAAUCUUUGUCAGCACACAGGACGGCUAUGAAGAGCUGCAUCUUAUUGUUUAUAAGGCGAUGAGCGCUGCAGCUUGUUUUAUGAUCAGUGCUUCAGUGGAGCUGACGAGGGACUUCUGUGAACAGUUGGACGGCUUGGUGGGACCUCAGCUCACCUUGCUGGCAUCUGAUAUAUGUGAACAGUUCACCGUUAACCGCAGGAUAUCAGGGCCAGAGAAGGAGCCUCAGUUUAAGUUCAUCUAUUUCAACCACAUGAACCUGGCGGAGAAAAGCACCAUCCACAUGAGGAAGACAGCCAGUGUUUGCCUUACCUCUGUCCACCCCGACCUCAUGAAGAUCCUGGGAGACAUCAACUGUGACUUUGCCAGGGUUGAUGAAGAUGAAGAAAUCAUCGUAAAAGCAAUGACGGACUACUGGGUUGUUGGUAAGAAGUCAGACCAGAGAGAACUGUACGUGAUCCUGAACCAGAAGAACGCCAACCUGAUCGAAGUAAACGAGGAGGUUAAGAGGCUUUGUGCAACACAGUUCAACAACAUAUUCUUCUUGGACUGAUGAGGCGGAGCGACUGUUCCACCACACUAAAAACUGUC
Paralichthys olivaceus (Japanese flounder) is the source of this 1871-nucleotide messenger RNA. RefSeq names its product CCZ1 homolog, vacuolar protein trafficking and biogenesis associated (gene ccz1). Gene Ontology annotation, biological process: vesicle-mediated transport. Lineage: Eukaryota; Metazoa; Chordata; Actinopteri; Pleuronectiformes; Paralichthyidae. The record is from RefSeq and is a predicted model, not a curated record. Gene Ontology annotation, cellular component: Mon1-Ccz1 complex; intracellular membrane-bounded organelle.